This is a messenger RNA of Antechinus flavipes (yellow-footed antechinus), 3358 nucleotides long. It is a transcript of the gene SPTSSB, whose product is annotated as serine palmitoyltransferase small subunit B. The transcript has 3 exons. Lineage: Eukaryota; Metazoa; Chordata; Mammalia; Dasyuromorphia; Dasyuridae. Gene Ontology annotation, molecular function: serine C-palmitoyltransferase activity. Gene Ontology annotation, cellular component: serine palmitoyltransferase complex. The coding region runs from base 1810 to 2046 and encodes 78 amino acids. The record is from RefSeq and is a predicted model, not a curated record. Gene Ontology annotation, biological process: endoplasmic reticulum organization; ceramide biosynthetic process.
AAGUCCCGCUUCCGCCCCUGUGCGUCUCCUGGGUUGAGGCCGGGCGUGUGCAGUCCUGUGAGGCUGGGCCGCCUGUGCCCAGCUGCCGGGAGAAAAUCGUGGCUCUCCCUCUCCGGGACCCACCCCCACCCCCACUCCCUGCCUCUGCCACUGCCGGCAUGGCUGGCCCGCUGCCCCGGGAUGCGGUGCGUCAGGGCGCGCAGGUGAGAAGCCUCGGGCUCUGCGCAACCGUGCCCACCGAUGCCCCGCGCUGCGCCAGGCGCAGGGACGAGCCAGCGCGCCCCGCUCCCAAUGCAGAGGUUGGUCCUCCCCCGCCCUUCCCACCCCCAAACCCGCACGGUCCCUUCCCCCCAUGCCCCUUCUCCAAAGGAAGGAAAUUUACUAGAGAGAGUCCGGGGGCACAGGACCGGGUGGCUCUCCAGGGCGCGGGCAGCUGAGCCAUGCCCCCGCGGCUCGCCCUCCCAGUCGCCCUCCCGGGGCUGAGGCGCAUCUUUGUUCCGGCCUCCCUCUCCUUUCCUCCCCCCACCCCACCUGUGAGCCCGCAGCGCCCGGGACCUAGCUCAGGGCUCCUCUCCCCAAGCCGAGGACUACAUCUUUAAAAAAAAAAAAAAAAAAAAAUGAAAGGCAGCCACAUGACAAAGCUUUAUUUGCGCUCUCAAUGACACCCAAGCUGUCUGGCCCGGUUCGCGGGCAGGGGUUCCCUGUCCCGCCGAGGCUCCGAGCAGCCCCUGGCGUGCUCCCCGUCCUCAUGCCCAGCUAUCUGCCGCCUGCAAUCUUGCUGUAAUGUGCCCUGCGUGGGUUCCCCCCCUUCUUCCCCUCCCCUUUGCAGAAGUCUGCAGAUGGAUUCAGGGGAGGGAGCAUAAACAUCUCCCCCGCAGUUGACACUGGCCUCCGAGCCCAAGGUGGUGCUCCCGUGGUCGUCCUCCUGGUUUUCGAGCAUACCCAUUUAAAGGCUAUGCCGUAUUUCAUCCUUUCCCCUCGCUGUCGGCCAGAGGGCUCGAGAGGGGGAGGGGAACGUCCAUCUCUCCCUCCCCAUUCUUGUUUUUACUCUGGAUGUUACUGCAGCGGCACUGAGGUGACAGGAGCGCUCUGUAGCUCCUCCGAGCCCGGGCUGCUCUCCGAGGCAGGGGAUGCCCCCCAGCCACGCCGCUGGGGACUAGCCGGGCUCCCGGAGGGCUGAGAGGCAGCCUUGGGAAUAUCCAUUUUUGAAAAGUUGUUUAACUACAUUCUUCCGAUGACUAGCAUAAUGACUGCCUGAGAGCGGGAGAGCGGGAGAGCAGGGACAGUAUGUGUCAGCUUCUAGGAAGUUAGGACCAGAAAGGAAGGCGGGAGGGGUCUAGCAAAGGCGCAGCAGCAUCUCCCAGGACUCCUGCAAUGGUUCAGAGCAGUUCAAUUGGACACAAGUUUGCCCGGGAGUGUUUUCCUUUUGUCAAUAAUUAAUCACUGGAAUCAGCCUGGCAAGACUGGAGUUUUAAAAACAGUGCAGAGGGUGAGGCAGAAGAAACACCUCGGGCUGAUAAAUCCAUCGGUAACUCCAAGCAGCAGGAAGCCAGUGUCCACACUGCUCAUCAGCCCACAGGCAGUCCACUGGGAGCAAGAGAAUGAAAGGGACUGUGGGACUUCAAAGGCUUUGCCAAUGGAGAAUAAACUAAAGCAGGUCCUACCAGACUGGGAAGACUUCAGAUGAAGGCCUAGAAACAACCUGGAAAAAUCACCAGAAAGUUGGCCAACAGAUGAGGAAUUUGUUUUGGCCACAGCAGCUCAGGAAACUAGCUCUUAAGAUCCAACUGACUGCUGCUGGCCGACACGAUGAAUCUACGGUACGUGAAGGAUUACUUUGCCUGGCUCUAUUACCAGUACACCAUCAUCAGCUGCUGCGCUGUCCUGGAGCCCUGGGAACGAUCCAUGUUCAACACCAUUUUCCUCACGAUCGUGGGAAUGGUAGUGUACACGGCCUACGUCUUCAUCCCCAUCCACAUACGUCUGGCUUGGGAAUUCUUUUCAGAAAUCUUUGGAGACCAAAGUACUGCUUCUGCCUCUAAUUGAAAUUGCUCAACACCAAGAGGGAAGGGCCUCUGCACUCUGUGAAGUUCUAUUACAUAAUGAUAUUGUCGCUUAGGCGUUUCUGAUUUGUGUGAACAUUGCAUCUUCUUGAAACAUCUGACCUGAAAAAACAGACUCUUAUCUAUGCACUACUCCACACUUUCUGGGUUUGAAAAGAUUACUCACUGAUCACAAGUAGCCACAAUGCAAAUUUCUCCAUAAGAAAAAUACUUUUCACAUUCUAUAAUCUUUCACAAAGAACUGUCUGCUCCUCAAAUCCAUGAUUUCAAAUCUAUUUUCUAUCAGAACAAUUUCUUAUUUAAGUCUGUCUGGUAAGCAACAGGGACAGGCACUUAGGAAAGGCAUAGGAAAGAGGGGUAUUCAGGUACCCAAAAGAGAAGAGUAAAUGAUAUUUUUGUAAGAAACGAUGCAGGAUAGGUAUCGUCUAUUCUGUUUGACGACGUAUGAGAGAUGUGUGCCCAAUUACAGGAACACCUCAAGGCAGCAUCUCCUGGGAAGCUGCCCAUUUCUUCCAAUGGUUUCCCCUCAAUCAUACAAGAAGGGUUUAAGGCAUCUACACCUUUACAGAAAAUGCCUCGUAUAAUCUUUCCCCCCCAAAGCAUGACCAACACCGGGGUCGUAGUAGUUUAAAAUCAACAAUGUUGGUUUUCCUGAAACAUGGAAUAAUUGUAAUUCAAAGUAACUGUGAGCACAAAAAGAAAACUCUGAUCAAAGCCGAUUCAGCUACCAUGUCUUCCAAAGUUGUCUUGCCUUGCAUGAUACUACAUAAAUAAAUUUUAAUUAAAAAAAAAAUCAAAUUGCUUUCUUGUCGUGCUAACACUCAGAGCAAGAAAAGCAUGUGUUUGGGGGCUAUAGGAGGACAAGCUGAUAAAUAGACUGGAAGUAAUAUUCUCACAGCAGGAAGCCUACAGCUCCAACUAAAAGCUUUAAUACAGUGGCUCCAUUGCAGCAGCAAUGAAAUUUAUUAAAUCAUCUUGGAAUGUUUAUUACAGAAAUGAGUGUCUAAUUGUACUGCUGACUCAAAUGUGAAUGCCAAAGAAUAAGCUUUGAACCAUUUUUUUUUUCCUUUACUGACAUGCACUAGUGUUGACAGAAGGGGAGAUGUAAAUAGUGUUUGGACAUUUCCGACAUAUCAGGGAGAAAUUAUUUAUUUGGGAGAGCUCGGGACAGUAAAAUGUUCUGUGUUCAAAGGAAGGAUUUUUGUAUUUGUCAAAAAUAUGGGCAUGUGCUGAAAGUGACCCAGUUCUGAAGAGAUAGAUUGUUUUUUGAAAAAAUAAAAGUUAGUUUAGUUGUU